GGGGCGGCGGGAGCGCCGAGACCACGGCCCCGGGGAGAGGCGGAGGGGCCCGGGCCAGGCGGGCAGAGCUGAGCGUGGAGUGUCUGUCGUGAGAGCCAGGGCUGCACCGGUGCUCGGCGCCGACCCCGCCAGCCCCAGCCCGGAUCGCCGCCGCCCCGCCUGCGCCCCCAAGGCACGCGCGGCACAGCCAUGAACACCAACGAUGCCAAGGAGUAUCUGGCCCGGAGGGAAAUCCCUCAGCUUUUCGAGAGCCUUUUGAAUGGACUCAUGUGUUCUAAGCCCGAAGACCCAGUAGAGUACUUGGAAAGUUGUUUACAGAAAGUAAAGGAGCUGGGCGGCUGUGACAAGGUGAAAUGGGACACAUUUGUCAGCCAGGAAAAGAAGACCUUACCUCCGCUCAAUGGAGGGCAGUCACGGAGAUCCUUUCUAAGAAAUGUAAUGCCCGAAAAUUCAAACUUUCCAUAUCGGCGGUAUGAUCGACUCCCUCCAAUCCAUCAAUUCUCCAUAGAAAGUGAUACGGACCUUUCCGAGACUGCAGAGUUAAUUGAGGAGUAUGAGGUUUUUGAUCCUACCAGACCUCGACCAAAAAUCAUUCUUGUUAUAGGUGGUCCAGGAAGUGGAAAGGGUACUCAAAGUUUGAAAAUCGCAGAACGUUAUGGAUUUCAAUACAUUUCAGUGGGAGAAUUAUUAAGAAAGAAGAUCCACAGCACCAGCAGCAACAGGAAAUGGAGUCUUAUUGCCAAAAUAAUUACAACUGGAGAACUGGCCCCACAGGAAACAACAAUUACAGAAAUAAAACAGAAAUUGAUGCAAAUACCUGAUGAAGAGGGCAUCGUUAUUGAUGGAUUUCCAAGAGAUGUUGCCCAGGCUCUCUCUUUUGAGGACCAAAUCUGCACUCCUGACUUGGUGGUAUUUCUGGCUUGCACCAAUCAGAGGCUCAAAGAAAGAUUACAGAAGCGUGCAGAACAACAGGGGCGGCCUGAUGACAAUCUGAAAGCUACCCAAAGGAGACUAAUGAACUUCAAGCAGAACGCUGCUCCACUGGUUAAAUACUUCCAGGAGAAGGGACUCAUCAUGACAUGUGACGCUGACCGAGACGAGGAUGAGGUGUUCCGUGACGUCAGCGCAGCAGUUGACAGCAAGUUAUUCCCAAACAAAGAGGCCUCGGCCGGUUCAAGUGACCUUGAUCCUUCAAUGAUGUUGGACACUGGAGAGAACAUUGAUACAGGAUCUGAUUAUGAAGAUCAGGGUGAUGACCAGUUAAAUGUAUUUGGAGAAGACACCAUGGGAGGUUUCAUGGAAGAUUUGAGGAAGUGUAAAAUUAUUUUCCUGAUUGGUGGCCCAGGCUCUGGCAAAGGUACACAGUGCGAAAAGCUGGUGGAAAAAUAUGGAUUUACACAUCUCUCAACUGAUGAGCUCCUGCGUAAUGAGCUGUCAUCAGAAUCCGAAAGAAGCAAAUUGAUCAGAGACAUCAUGGAACGUGGAGACCUGGUGCCCUCAGGCAUCGUUCUGGCGCUCCUGCAGGAGGCCAUGGUGGCCAGCCGCAGCCGCAGCAAGGGCUUCCUGAUCGACGGCUAUCCUCGGGAAGUAAAGCAGGGGGCAGAGUUCGGACGUAGGAUUGGAGACCCACACUUGGUGAUCUGUAUGGACUGCUCGGCAGACACCAUGACCAACCGCCUUCUCCAGAGGAGCCGGGGCAGCCCUCACGCGGAUGACAACACCGCCACCAUCGCCAAGCACCUUGAAACCUACUACCGAGCAUCCAUCCCCUUGAUCGCCUACUAUGAGACGAAGACACAGCUACAUAAGAUAAAUGCAGAGGGAACACCAGAAGAAGUUUUUCUUCGUCUCUGCACAGCUAUUGACUCUCUUUUCUGAAAGCAAAAAUGCACGCAUGUUAAGGAGUGGAGACAGAGAAAAAUAUUAAAAGGUUUACCCCUUAACACAAUGUUUCAAGUUAACCUUUUCUGUCCCCCCCAAAUCCUGCUGUUGCUGUUUGCUUCCCAGCUUGACCUGAGAGGUGUCUGGAAAUCAUGCAUGGCGUACCUGGUAUUACCCGACCUUUCCUUCACAGUUCAGACAGCUGUCUGCACUCACAGCACACACACUUUCCUACCACAUAGGUUGCCCCUCCGAGCUAAGUUAGUAUGUGAACAGCAGUGCAGUGCCAGUCUGUCAGUUGUGCCCUUAGGACUUGCUAGAGUCUGAUCAUUUGGUUCUACUUUCAUCAAAUAGGGAGUUAGCAUCCCUAACUCCCAUCACAUCUUCCUUCCUCUCCCCAGGAUUAUAUGCUGUUGUCUGAUGAAGGCCCUUAAUAUGGGGGGCAGGCCUGGGCAUCUUCCUCUGGUGGCUGUCGCUGUUUCCUCAAGUCUCAUGCAGUGGUAGCUCAGAGCCAAAGAGAUUGGAUUGACAAAACAAUGCCAAUGGCUGAUAAGAAAUUUGAUUAAAUUUGAAAACUGUGAUAAGAAAUUUUAAAAAUGUGAAAUUGUAUAGCUUUUCCAAGACAGCAAAACCCAAAGUAGUCACCAGUAACAUUUCUCUAUUCAUUUUUAUGAAACUGGCUACUUGGAAUACUGUCAUAAUGGCUAAGAGAACAAAUUGGAUAAAUCGUCUAACCUAGUCUCUUCUAUACCUGGUGGUGCAUUUUGGCAAUUAUAUAUUAAUACCAAUGACCAAACAUAAUUUAAAAGCAUGAGGUGAUUUGUCAUUGCAUUCACUGGACUAAUGUCAACUUAUAGUUUUGAUUUUAAAUGAUCACCUAUUUUCUUACCAUUGUUGCCAAACAAGUAAGACAUAAAGUAAGAGUACCAAAACUCAUGUGGGUGGGAAGAGGCAUGUCAGUACAUGACAUUUAACAGAUCCCAAUGCUGUAUUUGUUUCAUACGGGCCUUUUCCAGGGGUUUGAAAACCUUAUCAUACUCAUAUGUAAAAUUGUGUUCCCUUGCAUCAAACCAGUGAAAUCUGGGUUCUCUUUUGUGCUAUCUGUUGCCAAAUCAGAGCUUCUUAUAUAUUCUACUGGAACUGCAUCGUCCAUUCAGUCACUACACAAGACCACAGUUUCAGUUUGCAUGAUUUUUUUUUUCCUUCAAUGGUUGUGCAGAUAAGGAUCCAUUCCUGGGACAGAAUUGUAUUUUUAAAGUCAUUUUUUUUCUUGACAUGGAUAUAUACAAAUAAAAUAAA
Messenger RNA from Diceros bicornis minor, 3180 nucleotides. It is a transcript of the gene AK5, whose product is annotated as adenylate kinase 5. Bases 190 to 1878 code for a protein of 562 amino acids. The record is from RefSeq and is a predicted model, not a curated record. Gene Ontology annotation, biological process: nucleoside triphosphate biosynthetic process; ATP metabolic process. Gene Ontology annotation, molecular function: nucleoside diphosphate kinase activity; ATP binding; AMP kinase activity. The transcript has 14 exons. Gene Ontology annotation, cellular component: cytoplasm; cytosol. Lineage: Eukaryota; Metazoa; Chordata; Mammalia; Perissodactyla; Rhinocerotidae.